Messenger RNA from Fonsecaea nubica, 978 nucleotides. RefSeq lists its product as hypothetical. The transcript is spliced from 2 exons. NCBI's taxonomy places the organism in Eukaryota, Fungi, Ascomycota, Eurotiomycetes, Chaetothyriales, Herpotrichiellaceae. The record is from RefSeq and is a predicted model, not a curated record. Bases 1 to 978 code for a protein of 325 amino acids.
AUGUCGAUGCAUUUGGUGCGCUCGUCUGCGAGUUCGCUCACUGGGACACUGGUCGGUUGGCCAGCUCAGUUCAGCAAAGAGGGACCUGCCUACCUUGGAAGCAUUUUGGAUUCUGCGGGCGAGGAGGUGGCUGUUGCUGUCGAACUGGCGGGCUUCGAGCUCCAAGUUGCAGAUGCUGCCACCAAGGCUGGGUUCAACACGUUCAACCAUGAAGCCCUGUUCAAUCUCAUCUGGGCUGUCAAGAGACUGGCCUUGCAGGCGGGAACUUUCCAUUCUAGCCGGAGUCGUCUACUCAACGAUCCCAUAUACCCUGACAGGUAUCGUCCCAGGGAUGUAGAUGGCAACACAAAGGGAAAAAGAAGUGCAGUCACCAUACAAACCCCGGCCAACCAUACCGUCGAGUUGAAAUUCCACCCUGUCCAGCCUCUGAUGAGAAAGAGGCCUUUGCAGGACUUGAAGGCAGAAAACCUGAUUGACUUGACCUUUUCAGACGAUGAACUCGAGGGCACAGACUCGCACAACGCCACAUUCAAGCGUCAGAAAAUAGCCAACAGGAGCAAUUUCCGACUUGGAUUCCCCAACGCCAUUCAUCGGAAAAUUAUGCCUUUCACUUCUGUCGGAAUGUCCUCCAAGCCACCCUCUAAAUCUACCCGCAAACGUGUCAACAACCCGGCCCGGGAGGCUGCAGCCGUUUCUUUCCCAAUCUUGCCAAAGGCGCUUCUCCCAGCUGAAGACGAGAUUCGCAAGCAACUCCUUUUAGUCAAGGCCAAGCUCGAUGAUGCCAGACGGAGCAUGAAUGCAUGCCAAGGAACAAUGAAGGCAUUAUUUGACUUGCAUUAUGAGAGAUUUGAUGAGGAUAGGAUGAUGGACGCUCUUCAGAAGCUGAGCGGCUAUAUGAAUAAGGUCUAUGAUGGCAGCAAAGAUGGUGCAGAAGAGGCCGAGAAGGCUAUUGGAUUGCUCAGGGGACGUGAAGGAUAA